AAAUCGCCGGCCUCGUUCUUUCCCCCAUUGAAAGAAAAGCGACAGGCCUCAAAAUCGCUGACCGCAUAAAAUGGAACCCUCUCUCUCUCUCUCUCUCUCUCGCGGAGCGAGCCGUGAGCGCUCCUGAAUCCAUACCGUGAAGAAUGGAUUUUUGGCUCUAGGUCCUCUGCCGCACCCCCAUCUUAUGGAAGAAGGGAAGUACAAAUCUAGGGCACCAAACUCCCUGAAGAAUGGAGGAGGAUUCCUCUUGGAGAUGCAACCGAACACUGCCAACAGCAGAAAGGCAUCGGAAUUCUCUCCUGCUGCUGCUGGUCCUCCUGUCCCACCGCCAUCCGCCCCCUCCUCCUCUCCUCUUCUCGAGCGCUUUAGGGCCUUCCUGAGGGAGAGGGAGGAGGAAAUGGGCGUCUCCUCCGAGGGUCCCAGCCAGGAGGAGAUCGUCGACCUCUACAGGCUGGCACUCUUGGAGCUCACCUUCAACUCCAAACCCAUCAUCACCGACCUCACCAUCAUUGCCGGGGAACAGUUGGCGUUCGGGAAGGGAAUCGCGGCGGUUAUCUGCUCCAGGAUUGUCCAGGUUCCUACAGAACAGAAGCUGCCUACAUUAUAUCUUCUGGAUAGCAUUGUAAAGAAUAUUGGUGGUGAUUAUAUUAGGUACUUUGCUGCCCGUCUUCAUGAGGUUUUCUGUAAAGCUUAUAGACAAGUAGAUUCAAGUUUGUAUCCUGCAAUGCGGCACCUUUUUGGAACAUGGGUUGGUUUUUUCCCAUCAAAUGUUCUGUGUGCCAUUGAAGCUGAUUUACAGUUUUCCCCAAUGAGAAGCCAGUCUUCUGGCUUGACAUCUUCCAGACCAAUAUCAGAAGCAAAUUCUCCUAGGCCAGCACAUGGUAUCCAUGUUAAUCCCAAGUACCUGGAAGCAAGACGCUGCAUUGACCAUCCAAACCUAGUACGUAAAGGCAGUCCUCAAAAUAGUGUGCAGAGCAGCUCUUUAGAAGAAGAAAGAUUAGAGGCAGAGACUACAGGAAGCCGAAAAGUGAAACAGCCUCAUGGGGCAGUCUUUUCCAGCAUACCUCAUGGAAAAGUGGCCUCUAUUGGACACAGAGAGUAUGAUUUUGACCAGGGAGAAGUCAGUUCUCAAAGAAUGGGAAUUGGAAAGGCAGACUUGCGGAGGAUGCCAAUGGAGACUGCACCUCCUAUUGGUGGAACUGAGAGGCUGGUUUCAUCAUCAAGAGUGAAGCUCACAAGGCCCCUUUCUCCUGCAAGGUCUUCUUCCCCACCAGAUGGUAGGACUACACUAACCAGGUCCCCGAGGAAAAUUAUAGUAGAGAAAGCAUCUCCGUCGCGGUCUCUACUUGGUAGUAGGACAAUUGAAGUGCGUAGCGACCAGAGAGAGUGGCAUGACAUGCAUUUGUCUUAUGGUGCCAAUCAGAUGACAGUAAGUUCUGCUGCAAUGUCCUCGGGUGGGCAGAGCAAUGGAUACAGUCAACACCGUAGACCCCUUCCAGGAGUGCUGACUGAUGCAUACGGGAACUACAGGGGAAAAGGUACCCUUCAUGGAAAGGUGUCAAAAAUUGAGCAAAUUGAUGUGACUGGCAUAAACAAUGGUCCAGCUACAAGAAGUUGGCAAAAUUCAGAGGAAGAAGAAUAUAUAUGGGAGGACAUGAGUCCAACUUUAUCUGAUCGUAGCAAGAAAAAUGAUCUAGCAUCAUCUGAGAGCACUUCUGUACGCACAAACACUUGGAUGAAUCUCCAAACAUCCAGCGCUCAAGCUCUUAAAGCUGGACUAAAUAGGGGCAAUCACCCUAGUCAGGAUUCACGGUCAUUUACAAAUGACCGUUUCAAUUUUGUGGAAGAGGGGAACCUUGUGCCAUAUCCUGGCCGUAGGUACAACAGCAGGGAGUCUCUUGGUACCAGACGUAGCAGGAAUGAACCACUGCCUCAUAUUCUGUCAUCUGGUGUAGGUGAAGAGCAUAGUACAUUAGUGCAUCGUUUUGGGCAGCCUCUGCAGCAGCAGCUUGAGCUGAAGGCAGGGAUGAGCAGCUUCCAGUUUGUGGGACCACUAGGUGGUGUUACUCAGUUAAGCGGUCAGCCAAACCCCUCUGCCAGCAGUCAUGUGCUUGAAACCAGUAUGUUAGACAGGUAUUCAAGGGCCCCUGCAAUGACAGGACCUUUACAAGUAGAAGGUUAUGGUUUGGAUAAACCGCCAGCAUCAUCUAGGGUGUUGACAACAGAGAAAUAUGUUGCACAAAGGCCACAUUCCCCCUCUGUUGCGUGGUCGCCUUCUCCUGCAGCACUCCCUUUGACUUCAGGUCAUGCUUCCAGGAUUUCUCAGCAAAAGAGUCAAUUUGAUUUGCUUGAGAUUAAAAAUUCACAGGCAAAUCAAGGUCAAAAUCCACAUUCAAUUAACCCUCUUCAGCGGGCUGAUGAUAUGGAGAAGAAGUCAGCCGCCUCAGUUAAGCUUCUGGAGUUGCCUUACCGGCAUCCUCUUUUGACACAGCCAAACCAUGCUGAUAGCGAGCAAGUUAUUCCCAUUCUUCCACCACAAGGAAGUUCUGUGUUUCCUGGGGGGCAACAUUUGUCUGUCCUUACCGCAGCACAUCCCAGAAAUCAGGGAACACUGCAAGAACAUGGAAACAUGGGUGUUUCACCUAUAAUUUCAGCACCUGGAAUAUCUCCAUUAUUUAUCCCAUCCACUGUUUCCUCAUCUCACAUUCUAGGAAAACCUCCGUUGCCUCCAGGACUGCCACCUUCCCUAUCACAAGUUGGACCUCCAUUGUUAAAUUCAGCUCCUAUCCUGCCCCAUCCACAAUCAGGAAAUUCACUUUUGGGCCAACAACCGGGGCAUGCACUUACUGGCCUUAUAAGUUCUCUUAUGUCUCAGGGAUUGAUUAAACCUCCAUCAGUAUUACAGGAGUUGAUUGGAUUGGAGUUUAAUGAACAAGUUCUGAGGGUUCGCCAUGAAUCUGCAAUCAAUGCACUCUAUGCUGACUUGCCAAGGCAAUGCACCACUUGUGGACUGCGCUUCAAAUUGCAAGAAGAACAUAGCAAUCACAUGGAUUGGCAUGUCACGAAGAAUCGUAUUUCUAGAAAUCGUAAACAAAAACAGUCACGUAAGUGGUUUGUAAGUGCUAAGGAAUGGUUAAGUGGAGCAGAGGGUGUGGGAGCAGAUGCUGUUCCUGCAUUUUUGCCUAUUGAAAUGGUUUCAGAAAAAAAGGAAGAGGAGAUGGCUGUCCCAGCUGAUGAAAACCAAAAUGUUUGUGCAUUAUGCGGGGAGCCUUUUGAAGAUUUUUAUAGUGAUGAAACUGAAGAAUGGAUGUACAAGGGAGCAGUGUACAUGAAUGCUCCUGAUGGAUUUAAGGAGGGCAUGGAAAGGUCCCAAUUGGGACCCAUUGUACAUUCCAAAUGCAGGUCAGAGUCUACAUUCCUCCCUCUUGAAGACGCUGAUGGGGUUGAGAUGGGGGAGGAUGAUAUACUGAGUAAUCAAAGGAAAAGAAUUCGGCUCUAGGUUAAUGCAGAUUCAACCCUCAUUUGUACAUUACUGGAGUCUAGACAGGGUUUUUUUGGCUCUUAAAAGGUUCUUUAUGGUUGAAUCUGCAAAAAUUUGCCUAAUGGCAAUCUUUGUGUCUGUAUAUUGGAUGUUGUACCCCCGGUUAUCCUUCAUCUAAGGAAAUCUCUCUCUCUCCC
Molecule: messenger RNA, 3678 nt
Organism: Nymphaea colorata (pocket water lily)
Lineage: Eukaryota; Viridiplantae; Streptophyta; Magnoliopsida; Nymphaeales; Nymphaeaceae
Product: polyadenylation and cleavage factor homolog 4-like
Exons: 8
Coding region: 185-3499 (1104 amino acids)
Biological process (GO): termination of RNA polymerase II transcription
Cellular component (GO): cytoplasm; mRNA cleavage factor complex
Molecular function (GO): RNA polymerase II complex binding; mRNA binding
Source: RefSeq, a predicted model, not a curated record